UGCCCCCACCUCCAUCGAUCAUCUUUGAAUUUUCAGUUUAAAGAUUAGACUAAAUGUACCAAGUACACCAUUAAAAUCAUAUCCUACAACAAGUUCACCCUUAUCGUUUUCUCAGAGUUUUGAGUGAUUCACCAGCCAAAAGUAGAGGAGAAGUGAGUUAAAAGAGUUUGAAAUGGCAGAUUCCAUUGUAUCUGAUCUUGUUGGGAGACUUUUAGGAUACUUGGGCCAAUCAGCUGCUGGAAAAGUUGCUUCUUACUUUGGUGGUAGAGAUAAGCUGAAGGAGCUUGAGCAUACGAUGAUGAUGAUCCAAGCUCGGCUUUCUGAUGCAGAGAGGCUAUGCGAAGGCGAGGAUGGAGCUCUGGUUAAGUUGUGGCUGAAAAGGCUAAAAAAUGUUUUAUACCAAUUUGAAGAUUUAUUUGAAGAAGUCUCCUUUUACGACAAAGAUAUGGAGCUAAGGUCUGCAAACAGCCUGACUAAUGCGGUAUGUUAUCCGUUCUCUAAGUUGAGUCUCCUUAAAAUGAAUACAAGAGUGACCCAAGAUGUUGAGUUUGUUAUGAAAGAGUUAGAGGGGAUCACAUCUGAUAUGCAUAGGUUUCAUCUGAGGGGGGAUUCCAUUCAGGGACAACGUUCCUUGAAUCUGAUGAGUAGCAGAGAGACUCACUCUUUUGUUUUGGAGGAAGAGGUUAUUGGUAGAGAGGAAAACAAAAAUGAGAUUUUAGAGAUGCUUUUAAAGUCUGAUAACAUUGGGAAUGAAUUGUCUGUCAUCCCUAUUGUGGGGAUUGGUGGGUUAGGAAAAACUACGCUUGCACAGCUUGUAUAUAAUAACAAUAGUGUGCAACAACAUUUUGAGUUAAGAUGUUGGGCGUGCAUCUCAGAAAUCUGUAGUUUCGAAGAGCUUGUGAGGAAGGUUUAUGUAUCCAUAGUUAAACAUGAUUGUGGCCAAUUGAGCAUUGAACAGCUGCAGUCUCAUAUUCGGGAAACCAUAAAUGGCAAGAAAUACCUGAUCGUUUUAGAUGAUGUAUGGGAUGAGGAUCGUGAGAGAUGGCUUUCCUUGAGGCGUUUUUUCUGUGGUGGUAAACAGGGUAGCAAAAUAAUUGUGACCUCGAGGUCUAAAGUAGUGGCUUUAAACAUGGGUACUGCUAAACCCUACGAACUGAAAGGGCUUUCAGAGGAGAAGUCAUGGGUGUUGUUUAGAAGUUUAGCAUUCAGACAAGGUCAAGAGGAGAAGAACCCAAAUCUUACUAGUAUUGGUAAAGAGAUUGUGAACAAGUGUGCAAAUGUUCCACUCGCUAUAAGGACUGUUGCUGGCAUUCUUUAUACUAAAGACACUGAAGAAGAAUGGAUGCAUUUUAUGGAUAGUGACCUCAGACUCAUGGAACAAAAAGAAAACAAUAUUAUGUCAACUUUGAAGCUGAGCUAUGACCAUCUUCCAUCACAGCUAAAGCAGUGUUUCGCUUAUUGUGCUUUGUUUCCUAAGGAUCAUGAAUUUGACGUACAGAGACUAAUUUGGCUAUGGAUGUCUCAAGGUUUUGUUCAACCAUUGGGUAGAAAUCAGAGCCCAUAUGGUGUUGGUCAUGCAUAUUUCAUGGAGUUAUUGAGAAGAUGUUUCUUUCAAGAUAUCAGGAGAAAUUGGUAUGGUAGAAUAACAAAAUGUAAAAUCCACGAUUUAAUGCAUGACUUGGCACUUAUGGUAGGAGAUGAAUGCGUUCUAGUAGACAGGACUGUGGAGUUAAUCAAUGAGAAUGUUAGGCACGUGUAUUUUAAACAUGGCCAACAUUCACUAUGGAAACCUCCAUCAAGGUUGCUUGCUGCUCCUCGAAUGCGAUCUCAUUUGCUGUCUACUGGGAUAUUUGAAAAGGGUUCUACAUCGAGUUUAAAUAAAACUAUCUCAAGUUUGAUGUUCUUACGUGCAUUGGACUUGGGUGAGGGGUUCUACAAAAGACUUCCAAAUUCCAUAGGAGAGCUAAAGCACUUGAGAUACUUAAGAGUUUGUGUCCUUUCUACUUCUCUUCCGUUUGGGAUCACUAGGUUACAGAACUUGCAGACUUUGGACCUUCGCAACUCCCAGAACCUUAUAAAGAUGCCAAGAGACUUUUAUAAAUUGAGCAGCCUUAGGAACUUGCAGCUUCGGUGUUGUAUGCAGAACGUGAAUGGUGAUAUAUGGAUUGAUUCUGGUGGAUUUGUUGAUAUGCCUCGCAGAUUUGGGCAGUUAGCUUCUCUCGAAACAUUGGAUUACUUCAUCGUGGGCAAAAACAACGGAUUAGAUGCGCUUUCCAGGCUGAAUCUGGUAGGAGGGUGCCAGAUUUAUUUUAAGAAGCGCCGGCAGAACAUGAGAGCAGAAGCUAUGCUGGCUAAUUUGAAGGAGAAAAAGCUUACCUUCCUGAAAUUGAACUGGUCAUUUCUGCAUGAUAUUGGAGCUGGUGAGGUGAUAGAAUGCUUACAACCCCCUUGUACUCUUAAAGCCUUUCAUAUUCAGGAGUGGAAAGGUGUUGGGUUUCCAAGUUGGGGAAUAGAUGAGAUUCCUUGCUUGCUCCCAAACCUUGUUUCUAUUACAAUUGAAGGUUGCAUCAGAUGUCAAUAUCUUCCGACUUUCAGCCAAUUGCCCCAUCUCAAGAUGUUAGAUCUUUUGGUCCUCCAUGCUUUGGAGUACAUAGAGAUUGGAGUUGAGAGUAGUAGUAGUAGUGUGGGUUUCUCUUGUUCAAGAGCCACAACAUAUUUUCCAGCCUUAGAGCGUUUGCAUUUGCGGGAUUUGCCUAAACUAAAGAGUUGGUCGACUACAGAGAGUAUAGGGGAUAAUAUCAGUAGUGUCACACCAGGAGUUUCGCAAGUCCUGAACAGUCUACGCGAGUUGGUGUUGGGUAGACUCCCGAAUGCGGAACUGCUUCCAAGGAGUUUUGGUUGUUCUACAAUGCUUCAACAACUUAAUAUACGGGAGCUUCCUAAUCUCGAAUCCUUACCAGAGGGGAUAGGGAAUCUCUCCCAGCUUUACAAGCUAUGCAUCGGAGAUUGUCCUAAAUUGAUAGCACUUCCAGAAUCAUUUCGUAACCUUACUAAUUUACAACAACUUCACAUACGGGAGUGUCCUAAUCUCGAAUCCUUACCAGAGGAUAUAGGGAACCUCUCCCAGCUUCGCAAGAUAUCCAUCAAAGAUUGUCCUAAAUUGACAGCAAUUCCAGAAUCAUUUGGUAACCUCACUGCUUUACAACAACUUUUUAUUAUUGAAUGUCCAGAGCUGAAGAGAAGAUGUCAAAAGCCUAAUGGUGAGGAUUGGCCGCUUAUUCAACAUGUCCCGGAGGCAUUCCUUUUUCAACGGUGAGGGUUUAUAUUGUUAAACCUAUACAGGGUACCAUGGAAAUUUGCCUAGAGGUAGUGUUUAUUUAUUUUUUGAAAAACUAGGAGACCCUUUUCACAAGGGGAAUGUCUUAAGGUAUCAACUUCUAGAAUUUGCGAGUUCGUUUAGAAGGAAUGAUAGUAGAAUCCGUAGUAGUGAGGUAUCCCAAGUUGUUAUGUGUAUUGUAUUCCAAGUUUAACAGUGGAAAAUGGUAUUCGAUUGGUCUGACUGCUUAAGAAUCCAUCCUAGUAAUUCAUUGUCGCAGCUAUCAGCUUGAUUGACUUCAAUCCAUCGCAUGCAACAAAGCUUUUGUUGAGAUGCACAUGCUUAUU
Messenger RNA from Spinacia oleracea (spinach), 3663 nucleotides. Its product is annotated as disease resistance protein RGA2-like. NCBI's taxonomy places the organism in Eukaryota, Viridiplantae, Streptophyta, Magnoliopsida, Caryophyllales, Amaranthaceae. The transcript has a single exon. The coding region runs from base 173 to 3316 and encodes 1047 amino acids. Gene Ontology annotation, molecular function: ADP binding. The record is from RefSeq and is a predicted model, not a curated record.